Molecule: messenger RNA, 1702 nt
Organism: Prorocentrum cordatum
Lineage: Eukaryota; Dinophyceae; Prorocentrales; Prorocentraceae
Source: the annotation of a GenBank genome assembly
CACCAUCAUCGUCGGUGACGUCCGUAGCCAUCAAGGUUGAAAUCGUUUAACCCCGAGCCAUGCUGUGGGCCAGGCGAGCAAUGCAACGGUUUGUGCGGACACCGAUGGCGCCGAUUCGGAUCGCGAAGUUUAUAGCCGCCGCGUUGUUGGCCCCAACCGUUCUUGGACAGAAGCCCAGCUACUUGCCUGUCUACCAGAUGAACCUCUCUACCAUCAUCAUGCCUUGCAACUUCACAGGCCCUACCCACCCAUUUACGACGGUCGGUUGGGGUGUCAUCGAUAUUGAUAAUUCGAACUGGAAAGGCACGGGCGAUAGCGACGGUUGGGCGAAGGCCAGCCCCAUGGAUUGUGAGGAACGAAUGGCGAAACAGGUUCAGAUGACUAAGCGGGGCUCCCCGCAAACAAAGGUAUGGGUGUACAGGAACAGCAUCAUCGCGCUUCCUUGGUACAGCAGCGUGCGUGUCAAAUUAGAGGACCCUGCCUACGCUUACUGGUUUCUGAACUUCACUGACCCAGUUCCAAGUAUCAAGCAACGUGGCAACGCCAACACCACGUGCGAUUUCAAUUUCGACCCGCCAAGGUGUUCGAUGGCUUUUCACGAAACCACGCACGCGCCAGGCUACCCAGACGGUGAUGGCAAGUGCGCAGCUCCGGGUUGUGACGUGGGCUCAAUUCCCAUUGGUGCAUAUUUUUUCAACCCUGCUGCUGCGAAUCAUUCUGUGCAUGGCCAGACGUUCACCGAAUGGUUUGUCGAUGAGUAUGUUUUCGGGCCAGACGGCGGCGGCAACGAGAAUAUCUCGGGUUUUUUCUUCGACGAUCAGUUUUUGCCCAGCGGCGUCACGGAGAGUCAAGCCAACCUCUCGAACCUAGGUUUCACCAAAGAGGAAGGCGAGGAGUAUUCAGCUUAUUAUAGGCAAUACAUGCAAGUCGUAUACGAAGAAGUGCUGAAGCGUGGGAAGUUCAGCUGGCAGCAGAUGUGGUGCGCAAUAUGGCAAAAGAAGGGCCCGAACCACACUUGCAGGUCUACGCCAGACCCUCUGGUGACCAAAGGAAACUGCGCCAACCAGCUGCGCAGCCUGUGCAACGCCAGCAGUCCGCAGCUCACAGGGCGAGCAAUGAUGUAUCAGUUCAGUGGGGGUCAGACUGAGCAUCUGCCGGAGUUCGAGCAGGACUUGGCCAACUUCCUCCUCGUCCGCGGUGAGCACGCUUGGCUCGGCCACGGCUGGAAGGGCUGCUCUCGCAACUACAUGUUUCCCCAGGCCCUCAACAGGGACUACGGUGAGCCCAAGGAGAUCUGCAAGGAGACUGCAGAGCACUCUGGCGUGUUCACGCGCGAGUGGACGAAGGCGUCGAUCCAGAUGGAUUGCAACACGUACACGCCCGCGAUUGAGAUGAAGGACGAGCUCUCGCAACAAGAGCUCGAUGCCUACAAUUUCUUGUGAGGGUUUCGCCGCCGCGCCUACGCUUUCGUCUAACUCUACCGAGGGGCCGCCAGCGUGCACCCCGGAUGCGACGCCGAACUGGGUAAGGACAGGCUCUCAGAGGCUCGCCGCACUUGGUAUGUGGCGUUGCCAGCUUUCCCGGCGAUGUUCCGUCCCACGCUGCGGGGGCCACGCUGCGGGGGCGGGGCCGAGCUGGAGGCUCGCCGCGCUUUGCUGCGAGGUGGAGGCCUAGAUCCAGAGCCCGAGGCCCUCGCCCGCGC